AAUCUUGCCCGCUUCACAGCGGUAGUACAGAGAACGCACCGGGGAGUGAAACACCAAUUUGCCGGCAGAAGAACACCAAAAGGUUCACUUUUAUGGUCGGAAAAAACAAACAUGAUGUUGAUAUUAUCCUGGCAACUAAUGACAAGGUGAAACCCUAAACGAUUGAGAUAUAGCCUUAAAACCGUUCAGGAAUAGGAGCAGUGGAGUAUCCGAGGCUCUGAAAUAUUUUCUGGGACUUGAGUCUUUGAAAAAAAAAUAUAUAGAUUAUCACCUGAGAACAAUUAGUGCUUUAACGAAAGGAAGUGGACACGUCGUUCAACUUGUGCCGGUUGACAACGGGGGCAAUUUGGGAGGAUCUCGGGUUAAUCGGACACCCCAGCGGCCCGUGUCCAAAUCAGCGACAGAAGCCGGGGUGUCGGCUUGAGAGAGUGGUCGGGUGGAACGUCUCCAACGCUGAGGUAAUAGCGUCAGACGAACAGGAGCUGCGUUGAGAUUUGACCAUUGGGAGCCGGGGACAGAGACCUCAUGAAUGGAAAUCGGAACUUCAGGAGAUGUUGGGGCCCAGGCCCUGUUCUCAGUGCCGCGGCGGCCUGGCUUUGGCACCAUGGGGAAGCCCAUCAAGCUGCUGGCCAACUGCUUCCAGGUGGAUAUCCCCAAGAUGGACGUCUACCUCUAUGAAGUAGACAUCAAUCCCGAGAAGUGCCCGCGUCGCGUCAACAGGGAGGUGGUGGACUCCAUGGUGAAGCACUUCAAGGUGACCAUCUUUGGGGACCGAAGGCCAGUCUACGAUGGGAAGAGGAGUCUCUACACAGCCAACCCCCUACCAGUCGCCACAGCAGGGGUGGAUCUGGACGUCACCCUGCCAGGAGAGGGGGGUAAGGAUCGCCCCUUCAAAGUGUCCAUCAGGUUUGUGUCGCUAGUCAGCUGGCACAUGCUGCAUGAGGUCCUGACAGGGCGCACCAUGCCUGAGCCCUUGGAGCUGGACAAGCCCAUCAGCACCAACCCUGUACAUGCUGUGGACGUGGUGCUGCGACACCUGCCCUCCAUGAAGUACACCCCAGUGGGGCGCUCCUUCUUCUCCGCCCCAGAGGGUUACGAUCAUCCCCUGGGCGGGGGUAGGGAGGUGUGGUUCGGCUUCCACCAGUCUGUGCGGCCCGCCAUGUGGAAGAUGAUGCUCAACAUUGACGUCUCGGCCACGGCUUUCUACAAGGCCCAGCCGGUGAUCCAGUUCAUGUGCGAGGUCCUGGACAUCCACAACAUAGACGAGCAGCCCCGGCCCCUCACCGACUCCCACAGGGUCAAGUUCACCAAAGAGAUCAAAGGUCUGAAGGUGGAAGUGACCCACUGCGGGACGAUGCGGAGGAAGUACAGAGUGUGUAACGUGACCCGCCGCCCUGCCAGCCACCAGACGUUCCCCCUGCAGCUGGAGAAUGGUCAGACAGUGGAGCGCACGGUGGCCCAGUACUUCAGAGAGAAGUACAGCCUGCAGCUGAAGUACCCCCACCUCCCCUGCCUCCAGGUGGGGCAGGAGCAGAAACACACCUAUCUGCCCCUGGAGGUGUGCAACAUAGUAGCUGGCCAGCGUUGUAUUAAAAAACUCACUGAUAACCAGACGUCCACCAUGAUCAAAGCCACGGCCCGCUCUGCCCCAGACAGACAGGAGGAGAUCAGCAGGCUGGUGCGGAGUGCGAACUAUGAGGUGGACCCGUUCGUCCAGGAGUUCCAGUUCCGCGUGCGUGACGAGAUGGCGCAGGUGACGGGCCGUGUGCUGCCAGCCCCCGGGCUGCAGUAUGGCGGCAGGGCGAGCUCGGAACACUUCAUGCCCCAGCAGGUGAACCCUGUGGUGUCUUUGCAGAACCGCACGGUGGCCACGCCCAGCCACGGCGUGUGGGACAUGAGGGGCAAACAGUUCCACACUGGGGUGGAGAUCAAGAUGUGGGCAAUCGCCUGCUUCGCCACGCAGAGGCAGUGUCGCGAGGAGAUCCUCAAGGGUUUCACAGACCAGCUGCGUAAGAUCUCUAAGGAUGCUGGGAUGCCCAUCCAGGGCCAGCCAUGUUUCUGUAAAUACGCCCAGGGAUCAGACAGUGUGGAGCCCAUGUUCAGGCACCUGAAGAACACCUACGCUGGCCUGCAGCUCAUCAUCGUCAUCCUACCUGGGAAGACCCCUGUCUAUGCUGAGGUAAAGCGGGUUGGAGACACCCUCCUCGGCAUGGCCACUCAGUGUGUCCAGGUGAAGAACGUGGUGAAGACGUCCCCCCAGACCCUUUCCAACCUCUGCCUCAAGAUCAACGUCAAACUGGGGGGCAUCAACAACAUCCUGGUCCCACACCAACGUCCCUCAGUGUUCCAGCAGCCUGUUAUCUUCCUGGGGGCCGACGUCACUCACCCUCCAGCCGGAGACGGAAAGAAGCCAUCCAUCGCAGCGGUGGUGGGCAGUAUGGAUGCCCACCCCAGCAGGUACUGUGCCACAGUGAGGGUCCAGAGACCCAGACAGGAGGUGAUCCAGGACCUGGCCUCCAUGGUGCGGGAGCUCCUCAUCCAGUUCUACAAGUCUACCCGCUACAAACCCACCAGAAUCAUAUUUUACAGGGAUGGUGUGUCAGAGGGACAGUUCAGACAGGUGCUGUACUAUGAGCUGCUGGCCAUCAGGGAAGCCUGUAUCAUGUUGGAGAAGGAGUACCAGCCAGGCAUCACCUACAUCGUGGUGCAGAAACGCCACCACACACGCCUCUUCUGUGCAGACCGCAAUGAGCGGGUUGGACGGAGUGGCAACAUUCCUGCAGGCACCACUGUGGACACAGAUAUCACUCACCCCUAUGAGUUUGACUUUUACCUCUGCAGCCACGCAGGAAUACAGGGUACGAGCCGACCAUCCCAUUACCACGUCCUGUGGGACGACAACUGCUUCACGGCUGACGAGUUUCAGCUGCUCACCUACCAGCUGUGCCACACCUACGUCCGCUGCACCCGCUCUGUCUCCAUCCCCGCGCCAGCCUACUACGCCCACCUGGUGGCCUUCCGUGCCCGCUACCACCUGGUGGACAAAGAACAUGACAGUGCGGAGGGCAGCCAUGUCUCGGGGCAGAGUAACGGCCGAGACCCCACGGCCCUCGCCAAGGCUGUUCAGAUUCAUCACGACACGCUGAGGACUAUGUAUUUCGCCUGAGAGGUAGAAUACCCCACCCUAUCAGCCUCUGUGUCCUAGUGGGGGUCAGCCAUCGCAUAUCGGCUGGCGCAGCUCUGGUCUCGAUGAGGGGAUGCCAAGCCGCGAAGGAUAACAACAACCAGAGGGGAGUACAGCAACGUUAUGCAAUAUGAAACCAGCCAAUCCUCUCCCAGCCUGUUCUCCUUUGCUGUGUUUUUAAUUAAUGGAUCGUCUCUGAUACUGCUCCUUGAGCUGUGCUCAACUUUUGCUUUGUCUUACUUUCAAAAUGCCAGAGUGUAGAAGACAAGACCGGGGAAUUGUUAAAGAUGGUUUCAGGGGUUGGGUGGGGACAUAGCAGGUCCAGUGAGGAUCAUUCUUGUUCCUCAACCCAGUGCUGAUAUGAUGACUUGCCUAUCCAUGUUCAAUCGUAUAAAUUGUCCUCUUUUAAAUGUCUUCAUUAGCUUGUUGUCGUUAUAUGUGCGUCUUUGUAUGUUCUGUAGUCUGAUUGCCAUGGCGAUGCCUGUUAGUCGAGAACGCUUGUGAAUCACAGCUAUGCCCUUUUUCAUAGGGCAAGCUGCUCGCCCAGUUACUCUGCUCUCUUUAAGCCAAUGGUGAUUUACUUGCAGUCAUUGCGCCUGUCAGAGUUUAACACGGCAAUCUCUAUCUCUAUCAAAAGGCAUUUACAAAAAAUAUAUAUGUUUUACAGCUAUUGUUUGUCGUACUUUUAGAAUAUCAACCCUGGCCACACCAUGGACCUACUCAGAACCUUUACAGAGUUCACUGUGGUAGCUACAGAUUUCACUCUCUUUGUUUUUAUUAUUAUUUAUCCUUCUGUGAUUUGAGAUUAAUCUUAUUUAUCAUUCAUUUUCAGCAAUAGAGCACUGUUCGUUUUGUCAAAUUUGAACUAAGGAACUGAUGUCACACCUUUUAGUGCAAUAAGUCGUUAAUGCAUAAAAAGGGUUCUAUGGUUAACAUAUCGAUUUGUAUAUUUUUGGGCCAUUAUGACCGGAUAUGGGCAGGUGAUAACGGAUAAAGAAUGUAAACUGGGGCAAGGACAUGACACAAUACGUGUUUUUUAGUAAAUGGAGUAAAUUAUGUGCCCGUUUUUAGGUGGAAAGAAGCAUUUGAAAGACCAAGGAUGUAUCUAUUUUAGUUGGAGCUCCUCUGAGAUCACUUAAUUAGUUUAGUUAUACAGUCAAAUAAUCUCAUCCAGGCAUUACUGUCAGCAUGAUAUGUUGUCUAGGAAUGUCUGGGGUUAGAGAGCACAGCGUGUAUGGCUGCAUGGAUUCAGUUUCAUGAUUUCAUUUUUAAUGUGAAUUAUUUUUUAAUAUGUAGACUGAUCAAUUGAAGGUGGGGACAGUUAGCUAACAGAUCUGUAUGGUUCAUUGUAACCCUCUAGUCGAGGACUCAUUUUGCACUGUUCAAAGUAAGCCUUCAAAUUCCAGAGUUUUAUCAAGCCGUUUUGUCACAUUUUGAAGGGCUUUGCCUUGCUGUGCAGUAUCCUCCAGGCGAGGCCUUUGGUUUGGUCAAGCUGGAACGAGAUGAAACUCAAUGUGCCUCGUGGGAUUGUGAGGGGGAGGACUGGGGUCAUCUGCAUGGGGCUUGAAGCAUGGGUGGUAUGAGCUUUGUCCGACUGGGACACAGGUGAUCCCUGCUCUCACUGUAAAAGAGGCAGUGUUGUAGCAUGGCCAGCACUCUGCCACACUCAUUGUCCUAUAGCUACGUGUUACCAGAAACCAAACUAGCUGCUAUACCACAUGUUAUUUUGUUCAUAUAUAUUCCUACAAAGAGAGACUAUAAAAAUAUAUGACAAUUUACUGCACUUAAAGAUGCAUGUGUUUCAGAUGAGACACAUACCCUGGUGCUGAGAGGUGCAGUAUGGGGGGGGGGGGGGGGUAGUAGAACCCCCUCUGUUGUAUUCAGACAUUAUGAGCUUCGUGUUUUAAAGGAUCAGGUGUAAUAGUAGAGAGGACUUUCCACUUAUAAUACAGGGGACAUGCUUUCAUUCCCAGAGGGUGUGGUCUUUUAGUCAUCAGUAUCCCGGGGGCCAAACUGUAUGUGUGAAUUAAGUCCCAGCAAAAUGUCAGACAUUACCAGCAUCUGAUUUUAUUUAAAGAACAGUGUCGGUAUGAUCUCAUCAACUGUAACUGUGUGCUAAUGUGUAGCUGCCCUGCUUGUGUGAUAAAACAUUUAAAAAAUGUCUGUACAGCAGUAAAACGGGAAGGAAUUAUCUCUCUACGAUGCCACGGAAUUGACCUCUAGAGCCCAGUGGGCGGGGUUUUGCAUCUAGGAGGGGGGGGCGUUGUGAACUUAUGCUGCCGUUCGUGGGAGGUGGGAAUUUACCAGUUGUGAAGUCGGAAAUACUAGUGGUAUGCAUUCACGUGCUUUGAACUCAUUGAGAAAUGCCGAUUGGCUAAUGGCUAACAAGCUGUGUAAACCAUAAAUUAAAAGUACAGCUCUCAUGCUUGCAAACAAAUUAAAGGGUUCAAAAACCAUGUUAAUAGAUUGCUAUUUAGAAAUGUUUUGUUGCAUUUAACUUCCGAAAAUGCUGUUAUCGAGGUCAUUUCCUUAGUAGGUGACAGAGGUCAUCAUGUGGGAGCACAGGAUGAUGGACAAAUUUACCACUAGUAAUUAGCAGUUGGCGGGCCAUUCAAGUGGAUUUUCCCAGUUGUAUGUGGUGAAUUCCCACUUGGUUUACGAAUGCAGCAUUAUUCUGAGGCUGGGGGAUAAUACAGGGGAGACGCGUGGCAGCCUACAGUGCAUUCGGAAAGUACUCAGACCCUUUUUCUACAUUUUAUUACGUUACAGCCUUAUUCUAAAAUAGAUUUUCUCCUCAUGAAUCUACAAAUACUACCCAAUAAUGACAAAGCAAAAACAGUUUUUUGCACAAAAAUUAUACUUUAUUUACAUACGUAUUCAAACCCUUAGCUAUGAGACUUAAAAUUGAGCUGUGGUAAAUUCAAUUGAUUGGACAUGAUUUGGAAAGGCAAAGACCUGUCUAUAUAAGGUCCCACAGUUGACAGUGCAUGUCAGAGCAAAAUCUAAGUGAUGAAAGUUGAAGGAAAUGUCUGAGCUCCAUGACAGGAUUGUGUUGAUGCACAGAUCUGGGGGAAGAUACCAAAAAAUGUCUGCAUUAUUGAAGAUCUGCAAGAGCAUAGUGGCCUCCGUCAUUCUUAAAUAGAAGAAGUUUGGAACCACCAAGACUCUUCCUAGAUCUGGCCACCUGUCCAAACUGAGCAAUCGGGGGAGAAGGGCCCUGGUCAGGGAGGUAACCAAGAACCCGAUGGUCACUCUGACAGAGUUCCUCUGUGGAGAUGGUUGUCCUUCUGGAAGGUUCUCCCAUCUCUGCAGCACUCCACCAAUCAGGCCUUUUAGGGUAGAGUGGACAGACUGAUGUAUUCCUCAGUUGAAGGCACAUGACAGCCCGCUUGGAGUUUGCCAAAAGGCAACUGAAGAUUCUCAGACCAUGAGAAACAAUAUUCUCAGGUCUGAUGAGACCCAUAUUGAACUCCUUGGCCUGAAUGCCAAGCGUCAUGUCUGGAGGAAACCUGGCACCAUCUUUACGGUGAAGCAUGCUGGUGGCAGCAUCAUGCUGUGGCAAUGUUUUUCAGCGGUAUGAACUGGGAGACUAGUCAGGAUCGAAGAAAAUAUUAACAGAGAAAAGUACAAAGAGAUCCUUGAUGAAAACUUGCUCCAGAGCGCUCAGGACCUCAGACUGGGGCGAAGAUUCACCUUCCAACAGGACAACGACCCUAAGCACACAGCCAAGACAACGCAGGAGUGGCUUCAGGCUUCAGGACAAGUCUCUGAAUGCCCUUGAGUGACCCAGCCAGAGCCCGGACUUGAACCAGAUGAAACAUCUCUGGAUAGACCUGAAAAUAGAUGUGCAGCAACGCUCCCCAACCAACCUGACAGAGAUGGAGAGGAUAUGCAAAGAACAACAGGAGAAAAUCCCCAAAUACAGGUGUGCCAAGAUUGUAGCGUCAUACCCAAGAAGACUUGAUGCUGUAAUUGCUGACAAAGGUGCUUCAACAAAGUACUGAGUAAAGAGUCUGAAUACUUAUGUAAAUGUGAUAUUUCAGUUCCUUUUUUCUUUUUUUAAUAAAAAAUAUGUUUUUGCUUUGCCAUUAUGGGGUAUUGUGUUUAGAUUAAGGGGGGGGAUAAAAAAAUAAUAUAUAUUUUAGAAUAAGGCUGUAACGUAACAAAAUGUGGAAAAAAAUCUGAAUACCUUCCAAAUGUAUUGUAUUUCCUAUAUAAUGGCAGCCCAUUGCCUAUGUAAUGCACUGCUCUUGACCAAGGCUCUGGGAAAAUGUAGUGUGCUAUGUAGGGAAUGGGGUGGCCCAUAGCGCACUACUUUUUGUCAAGAGCCCUAUGUAGGUAAUCAGUGGCAUUUGGGACUCAACCAGGCUCCUCCAUGUGAUGCCCUCCCCUCUAAACGCUGGACAUCAGAUGCCUUCUUUCGUGUUGUUCUAAACCAUUUAAAAUUCUGAAAUUGAGAUAUAUUUGUAUAUUAUAAUGAACACUUAUUUUUGCUAACAAAUUCUAUAAAAAUAGAACAAUAAUAAUAAAAUAUAGAAGACAAUGGUAAUAUGGUCACUAAUAAUAAUAAUAAUAAUAAUAAUAAUCCAAAUGCAAUAGACUGAUGUGGUGUUUAUUUGUUCCAUGUCAAAGCGAAGCGUGUCGUACCGAAGCUACAUCUGUAGCAUUUAAAUGACCUACUGUGAGGGGGAUUGCAGAUUUUUUUUUUUGGGGGGGGGGGGCAGGUGUUGUUCUGUAGUGACUGAUUGGAUGAACCUCCCCCUAUUUCCCAUCACCCUCCUCUCUGUUCAUUGAACUAAUAAUCUCUGGAGAGUAGCCUAGCUUCCAUUCAGUAGAUUCCAUUCAUCUCACAGAGCCUGGUCUACUAGAACAGGUAGUGAAUGUGACCUCCAUUUUUGUCUGAUUUUGUGUGUGUGUGUGUGUGUGCGCAUUCCCAAAGUUUUUUGGGGAAAGGGUUGAAGGUUCAUCCUUGGACAAAACUCCAUAGACCCGUGCCUUUUUCUAAUGGUGCUGAAAACAAGUAAAUCAAAGAAGAUCUCUUACUUUCAAAACAUUGAGGGCAAUAUGCCCCUCUCUACAUUGAUACGUAUAUAUUGAUACAUGACAAUACUGUCCAACAUGUGCAUGUAUGUGUGCGCCUGGGUGUCUGUUUGUGUGUACCACUGACAUACUGUAUGCCAAGAACACAACAAUAUGCAGAACCAAUCAGUUUUGAGGUGUCAGGACCAAAAAAGCUUGUGGGGAUGAUAAGGUGGGCAGGCACUCACAAUGCACAACCAAAAAUGUUGCUUUUAAUAACUAGACACUACAGUGGAUAUUUUAGACUGCCUCCCUAGUGGCAAACUGUUUACUGUAAUGCAUGUGGUUUUCAGCCCUGGUUCCCUUUAAUCAUUUAGUAGAUGUUCAGGGAUGGUAUGUUCUAAAGUGAAUAGCAAUAAACAAUGUGAUUUUAGGCUCUGAGCAACUGGCUGUUGGGUUACACGAGGAUUGCUUCCCAAAUGCCACCCUAUUCUCUUUAUAGUUCUCUAAUGUUGGCUCUGGUCAAAGUAGUGCCCUAUAUAGGAAAUAGGGUGCCAUUUUGGGAAGCAAUCCUGGUGUAACCCAACCAUUAUUCUAGGCUAGACAGAAAAACAUGUUAUAUUUGUUUAGAACCACUGCUCUGGCGUUCUGCAUUUCUUCUGAAGGUCUUUAUUGAAGAGCGUUGACGUGUUACAGCUAGAGGUUUAUAGACCGAGAACAACAUGCAGUGGUCCAGUUGUGCCACAUGAGUGCCCGCUUGCCUAAGAAAGGAUUCCUCUGUAAAUCUCCAAACCCUGCAUCUCUAUUGUGGUUGGCUGCAUAUCGUACUUAAUAAGAUACAACUGACAAAUUGCUUCGGUAACAGUAUGCUCUAGAUUUUUUGCCUGAUUAUGAAAUUAUUGUGACACUUUUAGAAGUGUAAUUAUAUGUAAAAAAAAAAUUUUUUUUUGCCUGAUCCUGGUCCUAAGUUGAGCCUUUUUAUUUGGUUGUCAUAUUUAAUUGUUUUAAUUAAAUACUGUAUGUAUGAAA
Oncorhynchus kisutch (coho salmon) is the source of this 9232-nucleotide messenger RNA. RefSeq names its product protein argonaute-3-like. The record is from RefSeq and is a predicted model, not a curated record. Bases 530 to 3166 code for a protein of 878 amino acids. The transcript is spliced from 19 exons. Gene Ontology annotation, biological process: regulation of stem cell proliferation; regulatory ncRNA-mediated gene silencing. Lineage: Eukaryota; Metazoa; Chordata; Actinopteri; Salmoniformes; Salmonidae. Gene Ontology annotation, molecular function: RNA binding; protein binding.